AUGACACCGUCAGUGUCAUUCGCAACCCUGCCAAGAAAUAUUAUUUAUACCAUCAUCAAAGAACUUGACAGACCCGACAAAUUGGCACUGGGCUUAAUAUGUCCAUACUUCCUUUUUAUUCUUGCGGACUACUACGACCUCGAUCGCUACCGCAGCAACCCUGAGGCAUGGGCAAGACUCGGGCUUCCUGACGGCGCCACCUCCUGGCACGACUCAGCAGCUCAAGCGACUAUCAUUCGGUACCUCACCAAGGCUGGGUAUAGCGAUAACGAAACCGUAUCAGUCUUCAUUGAUGAACCAGAUCACCACGAUACGCCAGAUGGGUCUGACGAGAUGGAAAUCGACUCCGACCCUGCAGGAUAUGUUGAACUUGGUGAUAUGGACAUGUCUGGGUUACACAGUGGUCUAAAUGCCCCCGGGCUGUUACCAUCCUACGAAGACUCUGAUGAAGCUGUCGACGACGAGCUGGUCGAACUGCUUCUGUCCGAAUGGCUCGAUAAGAAGUUCGACAUACUGGAUGGCUGCGUUGUGUGUGCGGAUUGUUCGCGGUUUAUACUUUGCAGCAGGCCCGAUGGGCGCCCAAAUCCCUUCGCGGCGAACAUGCUACAUCGUCCGAGAUGGUUCAGACACUGUGGUGAUUGCGAGAAGGGUUAUGGAACUGCCCCCGGCACUGUAUUGACCUGA
Messenger RNA from Aspergillus mulundensis, 684 nucleotides. RefSeq lists its product as uncharacterized. Gene Ontology annotation, molecular function: protein binding. The transcript is spliced from 2 exons. NCBI's taxonomy places the organism in Eukaryota, Fungi, Ascomycota, Eurotiomycetes, Eurotiales, Aspergillaceae. The coding region runs from base 1 to 684 and encodes 227 amino acids. The record is from RefSeq and is a predicted model, not a curated record.